Molecule: messenger RNA, 2518 nt
Organism: Leucoraja erinaceus (little skate)
Lineage: Eukaryota; Metazoa; Chordata; Chondrichthyes; Rajiformes; Rajidae
Product: keratin, type II cytoskeletal 8-like
Exons: 9
Coding region: 22-1560 (512 amino acids)
Cellular component (GO): keratin filament
Source: RefSeq, a predicted model, not a curated record
GCACAGCGCUCCCAUUUCAUCAUGAGCUUCCAAACGAAGAAGAUCAGCACUUUCAGUAGCAGCAGCACCGGCGGCGGCGGCAGCGGCAGCUUACGCAUCGGCAGAAGCGGCAGCAGCGGCGGCAGCAGCAUGCGCAGCAUCAGCAACAUCGGCAACUUCCGCAGCAGCGGCGGCGGCAGCACCUUCAGCUCAAAGCGCAGCAGCGGCGGCGGCUUCGCACGCAGCAGCAGCGGCGGCGGCGGCGGGCUCGGCGGCGGGUUGCAACAAAGGAGAGCUUUGAGCCAAUACUCAAUGGGGUCUGCCAGGCAAAUAUCCCACGCACGUGGAAUAGGACAACAGUCCUGCAUUGAUAUCAACGUACCCAUACCAGCAAACGACACCACCCAGCAAGCAGUCCGGGUGCUGGAGACGAAACAGAUUACUUCACUCAACAACCAGUUUGCCAAUUUCAUAGGCACAGUUCGCGCACUCGAAGAGAGAAAUACUCAACUGAAAGUCCAACUGAGCCUCAUGCAGCAGCAGGGAUCUUUCUCGUCCAGCAUCGAUAAGAUGUUCGAAGCCUACAUUCAAAACCUCAAGCAGCAACUGGAAGCCCUUGGGCAGGAGAAGCUGAAGUUCGAGAUGGAACUUGUGCAAAUGCAAGGUUUAGUUGAGGACUUUAAGACCAAAUACGAAGAUGAGAUUAACAAGCGGACAGAAGUGGAAAACGAGUUUGUCAUGGUUAAGAAGGAUGUCGAUGAAUCCUAUAUGAACAAGGUGGAACUGGAAGCGAAACUAGAAAGGUUGUCGGAUGAAUUGGACUUCCUCAAGGCAAUAUUUCAAGCGGAAAUUGAUGAGCUGCAAACACAGGUGCAGAACACUUGUGUCAACGUGCAGAUCGCCUCCCGUGCUCAAAUUGAUAUGCAGGGUAUGAUUGAGGAAAUCCAGAACCAAUACAAAAGGAUGGCAGACCAGAGCCGCCAGGAAUGUGCGAGGUGGAAAGAGUCGAAGAUGCAGGAGCUGAGCAUGUCUGGAGGUACUGGAGAUGACAUGCGAAUAAUCAAAUCCGAGUGUAAUGAUCUGAUGAGUAAUAUCCGUAGACUAACUAUGGAUAUUGAAAAUCUUAAAAAACAGCGUGCAGCACUCGAGGCUGCGUGCACAGAAGCAGAGGAACGUGGCGAACUCUCUCUCAAAGACAGUAAAUUGAGGAUUCAGCAACUGCAGGAAGCCAUCCAGAAAGCAAAGAACGAGCUAACCAUACGAGCCCGUGAAAUGGAGGAGCUGCUGAGUGUCAAGUUGGCCCUGGACAUUGAAAUUGCCACCUACAGGAAGCUACUGGAGGGAGAGGAGCAGAGGUUGACCGAUGGGAUACAAACUAUCAGCAUCCAACAAAGCACGCAGAGUGGUGCUGGUGGUGGUGGUGGUGGUGGUGGACGAUUUGGUAAAUCUUAUGGGAGUAGUUAUGGAGGAAUGGAAACCUCUUCCUACAGCAGUUCUUCAACAAAAUCGCCGCUAGUGGUGAAAAUGAUUGAGGAAUCAGACGGUGUGACGAUUUCAACAUCUUUCAAUAAAGUGGCAUAAAAUCAAAAAUAAUUCAUUGAAUUAUAAAUCUUCAGUAAUAUCUCUUGUUCAUUUGCAAUCUUUAUAUGAAAGUAGAAUUCUGUUAAUUCUAGCUUUGCAACGUUGGAAUUUAAAAAAAAAUACCAACGCUAUAAAAUGCCUUUUCUACAUCUUCUGUUGGAGAAGGAUAUUCUUAUCUACUGACCAAUGUUGGAUACAAAACCGGCCACACAAAAAAAUAAAUUUACUUAUUUGUGACAUAGAUAAUAGGUGCAGGAGUAGGCCAUUUGGCCCUUCGAGCCAGCACUGCCAUUCAAUGUGAUCAUCCCCAUAUCCUGCCCGUUCCUGCCUUCUCCCCAUAUCACCUGACUCUAUCCUUAAGAGCCCUAUCUAGCUCUCUUGAAAGUAUCCAGAGAACCGGUCUCCACCGCCCUCUGAGGCAGAGAAUACCACAGGCUCACCAUCUCUGUGAGAAAAAGUGUUUCCUCGUCUCCUUUCUAAAUGGCUUACUCCUUAUUCUUAAACUGGCCCCUGGUUCUGGACUCCCCCAACAUCGGGAACAUGUUUCCUGCCUCUAGCGUGUCCAAGCCCUUAACAAUCUUAUAUGUUUCACUGAGAUAUCCUCUCAUCCUUCUAAACUCCAGAGUGUCAUCAGUGGCAAUAUAUCAGAUUAACAUUUUGUGGAUUUAUCCAUCGGUUUUACAUUGCUGAACACCUCGAAAGGUUACUUGUUUUCGUAUUCAUGACUGAAAAAAAUUGUUGGAAUUUAACAAUAAAUCUUUAAAUUUUGCGACUUUGGUUCUGGCAGACUAUCAACUGGAUAUAACUACGUAGUGCAGCAUUUUGAAUAAACUUAAAUACUAAUUGAAUUGUUGGCCUUAAAACUGUUACAAAUGGAUCCACUUCAUGAAUUUGUAUCCCCUUGUUGCUUGCAUCAUUUUACAAUAAAAACAGAAUGUGCAUUAUCAUCAAUUACAAA